AUGACGAACAGCUCCAUGUCCUCCUCACCCUCUUCAUCUUCGGCCUCGACCACGCCCCAGCAGCCGGCAUCGUCCUCGUCUUCGCCGUUCGGCUCCGGCAGCAGCGGCAAGCGGCACAAGAAGCACGACCCCGUCGACUCGUCGCCACCAGAACGCAAGAAGCCGUUUGAGAGGAAGGGCCAGGAGAAGCUGCUGCACAACGCGGCCGAGCGGCGACGAAAGCAGAAGUUCAACGGCAAGCUGACGGAGCUCAACGACCUCCUGCCGCCCAGCGGCAAGCAGUCGAAGCCCUCCAAGAUCCGCAUCCUCGAGCGCGCGGUCGACUACACGCGCCAGCUCCACGCCCAGCUCGCCGCGCUCGAGGAGAAGAACCGCGUGCUCCAGCUCCAGCUCGAGUCCUUCCAGCCGCUACCGCCAUCGUCAUCAGCUUCAUCAGCGUCUUCUUCGUCAUCAUCGCAACAACACACGCGCAAGGCGCUCGGGAGCCCAACCGCGACGUCGACUUCGACAACGGCCUCGUCGGCGCACCACCUCGGCAUGCCGAUGGACCAGCAGCACCUGCAGCCGCACGCAGCCUACGAGAUGCACCACCACCAUCAGAUGCAGCACGACCUUCCGCACCACCUUCAGCAGCAACCACAGCAGCAGCAGCAGCACAUGCAGCACCACCAUCAACAGCAGCAGCACAUGCUCCAUCAGAGCGGCAGGGACGCCGACGCCAUGCUGAGCCUCGCACGCGCCAGCGCGGCCAUGCACCACUCUCAGCCCCACCACCACCAGCAGCAGCAGGCCUACCACCAACAGCAACACAUGCAGCACUACCAGCAGCCACACUACGGGCAGUACGCCGACCCGCACCAGCACGCGCACACGAUGAUGCAGUCAGCCGUGGUGGAUUCGCCACCGUCGUCGGCCAACUCUCCGCUAUCGACGAUGCAGCACCACCAGCAGCACCAGCACCCGCACCCGCACCACCGAAGCGGCUACACCAUGGCCGCCGCGGCCUCCAGCCCUCCUCCCACCUCGUCGGCCCUGCAGAUGCAGAUGUCCGCCCAUCUUCCACCCUCGGAACCGCACACGCCUCAACGCGCUCUCGCUGCCAUCGCCCAGUAG
Molecule: messenger RNA, 1113 nt
Organism: Acanthamoeba castellanii str. Neff
Lineage: Eukaryota; Discosea; Longamoebia; Acanthamoebidae
Product: Helixloop-helix DNA-binding domain containing protein
Exons: 3
Coding region: 1-1113 (370 amino acids)
Biological process (GO): regulation of transcription by RNA polymerase II
Molecular function (GO): protein dimerization activity; RNA polymerase II cis-regulatory region sequence-specific DNA binding; DNA-binding transcription factor activity, RNA polymerase II-specific
Source: RefSeq, a predicted model, not a curated record